This is a messenger RNA of Pleurotus ostreatus (oyster mushroom), 1788 nucleotides long. RefSeq lists its product as uncharacterized. The transcript is spliced from 12 exons. The coding region runs from base 1 to 1788 and encodes 595 amino acids. Gene Ontology annotation, biological process: xanthine transport; transmembrane transport. The record is from RefSeq and is a predicted model, not a curated record. Gene Ontology annotation, cellular component: fungal-type vacuole; membrane. NCBI's taxonomy places the organism in Eukaryota, Fungi, Basidiomycota, Agaricomycetes, Agaricales, Pleurotaceae. Gene Ontology annotation, molecular function: xanthine transmembrane transporter activity.
AUGUCUAUCCACAAAGAACAGCCUGAUCCGAUCCCGGAGCUGCGUGUCAACUCCGAGCCCCCUCUCAGCACUCCCGAACGCCCAUCCCGGGGCUCAGCAAUAAAGUCAAGGCUCGGCCAAUACAAGCGAAAAGCGACAACGAAGGAAGGAUGGUUCGGCGACUACGACUAUGGGUACCUGUGCAUGCCAUACAUACCAUUCAUGAAGCAAAAGAAGCGUCUUCCUCCGUUCUACGGCCUACAUGACGAACUCCCCCUUCUCCUCGCUAUUGCGAAUGGCUUACAGCAUUGCCUCGCCAUGCUUGCCGGUCUCAUUACGCCUCCCAUCAUCUUUGCCAGCAGUCUUCGCUUGGAUGCAGAGACCUCGGCUUAUAUGAUCUCUGCUUCGUUGAUUGGUUGCGGCAUUCUUAGUUUGGUUCAAAUGUCAAGGUUUCAUCUAUGGGGUAGGUUCUACCUCGGAACAGGCCUUAUUACCGUCGUCGGCACCAGUUUUGCGACUUUGAGCACGGCUAGCGCUAUUUUCAAUGCCAUGUACGCAGAUGGCACAUGCCCUACCACUACUGCAGCGGAUGGGACUGUCACUCGUGGCCCCUGCCCUGAUGCGUACGGAAUGGUUCUUGGUACUUCUCUCAUUUGCGCAUUCCUUGAGAUCGCACUUUCGUUUGCUUCUCCGCGUGCCUUAAAGAAGAUUUUCCCGCCUUUAGUUACCGGCACCGUCAUCCUCAUGAUCGGUGCAUCGCUCGUUGGGGAGUCCGGCAUUCCAAACUGGGGAGGAGGAUCAAACGACUGCAAAGGCCGUCCGGAAACAGGCAUCUUCCAACUCUGCCCUACAAUCAAUGCCCCUCGACCAUUGCCAUGGGGUUCCCCCGAAUUCAUUGGCCUCGGCUUCCUCUCGUUCUCGUCUAUCGUCCUUACUGAAUUGUUCGGAUCGCCUUUCAUGAAGAAUAUCUCUAUCAUAGUUGGCUUGGUCGUAGGAUGUAUCGUUUCUGGCGCUUGUGGAUACAUCUCCCGUGCUACGAUCGACAGCGCGCCAGCCAUAACGUUCCUUUGGGUUCACCGCUUCAAACUCGACGUUUACCCCCCAGCUAUACUUCCUAUGCUUGCCGUUUAUAUUUCGCUGGCGAUGGAAGCCAUUGGAGAUACUACAGCUUCCGCCGAAGUUUCACGCCAAGAGGUCUCUGGCGAUGUCUUUGACUCUCGCAUUCAAGGUGGUGUAUUGGCUGAUGGCAUCGGCGGAUUCUUUUCUGCUCUCUUCACGGUGACCCCUCUCUCUAUUUUCGCUCAGAACAACGGUGUUAUCGCUAUCACACGAUGCGCCAACCGAACUGCAGGCCGAUGGUGCUGCUUCUUCCUUAUUCUCUUUGGUGUCAUUGGUAAAAUUGCAGGCGUUUUCUUAGCCAUUCCCAAUCCCGUGCUUGGUGGUGUAACCACCUUCCUCUUCGCAAGUGUUGCUGUAUCGGGCGUUCGCGUGUUAUCGUACAACAAAUUCACGCGUAGGGAUCGCUUUAUCCUCGCCGCAGCACUCUCGUUCGGCUUUGGGGAUCUCCUUAUGCCAGAAAUAUUCACGCAUCUCUUUGACGGCGUGGAAAACCCCAACUCCGGACUGCGAGGGCUAUUUGAUUCCAUCACUAUCAUCUUGGAAACGCCUUUCUUGUCUGCCGGCGUUGUGGCGUCCCUUCUCAACGUCCUCCUUCCUCAAGAACAAGAGGAGGAUGAUAACAGCUCGGACUCCAUGACAGACGACGUGGAAUCGCAAAGCAUGGAGAAAAAGACCUUGCCACAUCAUUAG